Ruditapes philippinarum (Manila clam) is the source of this 2132-nucleotide messenger RNA. RefSeq names its product NADH dehydrogenase [ubiquinone] flavoprotein 1, mitochondrial-like. Gene Ontology annotation, molecular function: NADH dehydrogenase (ubiquinone) activity; FMN binding; 4 iron, 4 sulfur cluster binding. The record is from RefSeq and is a predicted model, not a curated record. The coding region runs from base 115 to 1530 and encodes 471 amino acids. Gene Ontology annotation, biological process: mitochondrial electron transport, NADH to ubiquinone. Lineage: Eukaryota; Metazoa; Mollusca; Bivalvia; Venerida; Veneridae. The transcript has 14 exons.
AGUUCGUUUAAAAGCGUAUGUCAUAAUGUGAAUAUUCUUACGGGUUAACCGGAGGGUCUCUGCCAAAAAAUAUUUUAUGUAAUAGGGUACAUUUAAUUUGGCAGUGCAUUGAACAUGGCGAGCCUCUGUCGUAUAUCCCCUGUUUUGCGUUUGCAAACAGUUGUAAAUAACCUAAGUCCAACUACCAUCGUAUCUGUGAGAAACAACACAACAGAAGCGAAAAAACCAGAGAAGACAAAAUUUGGCCCACUACAUGAUGAUGACAGAAUCUUUCAGAAUAUAUACGGUCGCCAUGACUUUAAGCUUAAAGCAUCUAUGCAGAGGGGAGUUUGGUACAAGACAAAAGAGAUUGUAGAGAAAGGGGCUGACUGGAUCCUCAAAGAAAUUGUAACCUCCGGUUUGAGAGGUCGGGGAGGCGCAGGUUUUCCAACAGGCAUGAAAUGGGGCUUUAUGAACAAACCAAGUGAUGGAAGACCGAAAUACUUAUGUGUAAAUGCGGAUGAGAGUGAACCUGGUACGUGUAAAGAUAGAGAGAUAAUGAGGCACGAUCCUCAUACCCUCCUCGAGGGCUGCCUCGUCGCCGGAGCUGCCAUGGGUGCUAGAGCUGCUUAUAUUUAUAUCAGAGGAGAAUUCUAUAAUGAGGCAUCAACCUUACAGAUUGCAGUAAAAGAGGCCUAUGACGCAGGUUUAAUAGGAAAGAAUGCAUGUGGAACUGGAUAUGAUUUUGACAUUUACGUCCAUAGGGGAGCUGGUGCCUACAUUUGUGGAGAAGAAACGGCAUUGAUAGAAUCUCUGGAAGGAAAACAGGGAAAACCGAGACUAAAGCCUCCAUUUCCAGCUGAAGUUGGCUUGUUUGGUUGCCCAUCAACAGUAUCUAACGUUGAAACAGUUGCCGUAGCCCCUGCUAUUUGUAGAAGGGGUGGUGACUGGUUUGCAUCAUUUGGAAGAGACAGAAAUAGGGGGACAAAGUUGUUCAACAUUUCUGGUCAAGUAAAUAACCCAUGCACCGUUGAGGAGGAGAUGUCUAUUCCACUACGUGAACUUAUUGAACGACACGCUGGCGGCGUAAUUGGUGGCUGGGACAACCUCAAAGCUGUCAUUCCAGGCGGAUCCUCAACUCCUAUUAUACCUAAAUCUGUAUGUGAUGAUGUAUUAAUGGACUUUGAUGCUCUGAUCGCAGCACAGACAGGUCUUGGAACAGCCGCUGUUACAGUAAUUAAUAAUCAAGCAGACAUUAUCAGAUGUAUAGCUCGGCUUGCUCACUUUUAUAAACACGAAAGCUGUGGCCAGUGCACGCCAUGUAGAGAAGGCUGUAAUUGGAUGUUGACUAUGAUGAAUAGAUUUGUUGAUGGUAAUGGUAGGACAGAUGAGAUAGAUAUGUUAUGGGAGAUUAGUAAACAGAUUGAAGGUCACACAAUUUGUGCUCUAGGUGACGGCGCAGCAUGGCCAGUACAGGGAUUAAUUCGUCAUUUCCGGCCAGAGAUUGAGGAGAGAAUGGCAAUGUACCAGAAGAAGGUGGCUUCAGCUUAACCUACCUUAACUUUAUUAUAUUCGAUGACAGUUUCGCUUAUACAAAGUUUUGUACAAGACUAUUUAUUGAUUAAUAAAUCUUAGAACAGUGACUAUCAGAAACAUAGGAAAGGCUAGGUUAUCCUUUGUGUUAUAUAUUAUAAUUAAAAUAUCUGUGUUUUUAAGGAUAAAAAGUGUGACCAUGUUUCAGCAUAUAUAUUGAAUUGAAUUGACAAAGGCAGUUUAAAGAUAUUGGAAGACAAAAUAUACAUAAAUGUACAAUUAAUUUACAUUCUAACUUAAGAACAAUUUACAGGAAAAUAAAUAAUAGGUUUAUUCAGUAGUUUAAAACGGUGAAACAUUCAGAUUAAACACAAAGUAAUUUCUCAUUUUUCUGAUAAUAAUUUUUUUUUUUGUAAAAAAAAGUGAAACGGAGGAAAAUAUUGUGAUAGGGAUAUUAGAAAUUAUCUGUUACAACAAACAAAUGUAGUGAUUUUUAUUACCAAAAAUGAGACAAUGUUUGUUUUAUAAAAAAAAAUAUCUUGACUAGUUUCGAGAUGAUGAAGAUUUUCACAUUUUGUUGUUUUUAAAUGAAUUGAAUGAAAAUAAAGAUGAAAAAGACA